AUGGCCCGCGGGGCGGGUCUGGUCAAGUUCAGUGAGAAUGAUGAGUCGAGGUUCUUAGGCCCUUCGAGUGGUAUAGCCAUCACUCGCUUUGUCAUGGAGUUCGCAAAACAAAAUUCCGCUCGAAGGACAAUCAAAGAUGUGGUGCCUCACCACGCGGCACAGGAGAUCAAACAAAAGUUCGAUGCAGAAAGUAGCAAGCCUACCUCAAAGGUGUAUCCGCUCAUCAGUUCGGUCGCCGCGCCUGAUCUGCCAAACCGUGAUUUGAUGGAUCGCCUUAUCGAGAUAUAUAUGGUCAAGGCACAAUAUAUGCUCCCACUUCUUCACGAACCGUCCUUUCGACAGGAUCUACAAGCCGUUUAUGACGGCUCUAAAGAUCCAACCUUGAACUUUCAAGUUCGCCUUGUCGUGGCGAUUAGCAUGCAGAAACUCGACACGCAGUACGCAGGCUUGGCCGACAGCUACUAUCUGGCUGCUUUACCAUUUCUGGCCGGAUCCAUUCAGAAAAUGGACUUAUCGACUCUUCAAUGCUUUGCAUUGAUCGCGCAGUACUCCCUACUUACCCCUACUCGGACUGCCGCUUAUUGGGUAGUCGGACUUGCUGCUAAAUUGUGCCAGGAACUUGGACUGUGUGAAGAGGAGACUAUUCUCAGACCGCCUUGUGGAUCUAGGCCUAACUUUCUUGAGAUCGACAUGCGGCGACGAUUAUUCUGGAUCAUUACGUCCAUGGAGUAUGGACUAUCCCACAGCCUUGGUAGACCUAGUGCCUUUGGCGUUACUGUCGAUAACAUCAAUGUCGGAUUCUUCGAACUUUGCGAUGAUCGAUAUAUUAGUCCAGACGGACUCCUUCCCGGUCAUCAUCCAAUAAUGAAGAAAUGCAUCGCUAUACACUUCCUCAAGAUGAGGCUUCUACAAGCAGAAAUUAGAAGAACGCUCUACCUUAAAAAGCGUGAUACUCCUACGCACGAGUCGGACCCGUGGUUUCACAGUAUGCUGCAGAAGAUCGACGACUGGGUACGAGAGUGUCCAAAGAACGACGAGGGAAGUGGUUUGAGUGAGACCUGGUUUAUCGGUCGCAAAAACACCAUGAUAGUGUUCAUGUAUCGCCCCUCGCCCCAGAUCCCCACCCCGACGCUGGAGGCGGCCCAAAAAUGCUAUGAUGCCGCAAUCUUCAAUAUACAGAUGCAAAAGCGCCAAGUUGAAGCUAGACUGAUCGACAUCACGUGGAUCUUCACACAAGCAAUCUUCAUGGCGCUCAAUACGGUUCUCUGGUGCUGUUCGUAUCCCGCUAUCAGACAACAACAUCCAUUAGAAGAGGUACAGCUACAUAUACAAGAUGCUUUGAAAGCAAUCGACCUGUGUGCGGAUCGCUGGCCGGGAGUCAGAUCUGCACAGCAACUAUAUGAUAAUCUAGUGCGAGGCUGUCUCAAGGCUUAUGAGAUUGAUAAGACAGUUGAGUCUCCGGCAUCGGAUUAUGUCUCAACCACGACUCAAGAUGUCAGUUCUUCCGCCUCACAAUUCGCCAACAGCCCUGCGAGCACAGCUAACACUUCCGUAUAUGGACCACAGUCGCCCCAAUCAAUCCAUAGUGUCCAUGGCCCCAACCAUGUCUUUAAAAACGCGGCCACCGGCUACAUCGAUCAUGCGAAGCAGAUGUAUCAACCUGAUCUCGUAGCGGCCAUCUCACAGCCUCAAGCGAUGAGUGGGCAGUAUAUGCCCGCACCAGUCCCUCAAAUCAAUGUCCACUCCCGAUCUCUACACUAUAGUCUACCAACGUUCGACCCACACAACCCGGGAGGCUAUGUUCCCACCACCACUCAAGGUGGAGCAACCUGGACAGCGGCACCUAUGAUGCCGGGCAUUCUUCCCGGCAUCACGGGCUCCCCGAACAUGAAUUACGAUGAUCUUCCAUACCUCGCAUCAUUUGGCCAUGAAUACUCCCGCUACAUGCAACAGAGCUACCCAUCUCAAUACCAAAUGCAGACUUUGAGUGAACAACAACAGAUGGAGCUGAUGGCCUCGCUGGAACAGAGCCAGCUUCCCGAUGUGUCUGCACUUGUCAGUGAUGCGACCACAUUCUAUACUGCGCAACUGCCAUCAUAG
This is a messenger RNA of Exophiala aquamarina CBS 119918, 2100 nucleotides long. RefSeq lists its product as uncharacterized. Bases 1 to 2100 code for a protein of 699 amino acids. Lineage: Eukaryota; Fungi; Ascomycota; Eurotiomycetes; Chaetothyriales; Herpotrichiellaceae. Gene Ontology annotation, biological process: DNA-templated transcription; positive regulation of transcription by RNA polymerase II. The transcript has a single exon. The record is from RefSeq and is a predicted model, not a curated record. Gene Ontology annotation, molecular function: sequence-specific DNA binding; DNA-binding transcription factor activity, RNA polymerase II-specific; zinc ion binding.